Molecule: messenger RNA, 4929 nt
Organism: Anguilla rostrata (American eel)
Lineage: Eukaryota; Metazoa; Chordata; Actinopteri; Anguilliformes; Anguillidae
Gene: rab8b
Product: RAB8B, member RAS oncogene family
Exons: 8
Coding region: 491-997 (168 amino acids)
Biological process (GO): protein secretion; regulation of exocytosis; protein localization to plasma membrane
Cellular component (GO): synaptic vesicle; endosome; plasma membrane
Molecular function (GO): GTP binding; GTPase activity
Source: RefSeq, a predicted model, not a curated record
AUGGCUUUACUGCAGCCAUUAGUUACCUCUUGCUUGUUAAUUGCAUUUUGAAAAGACAGCGUACCGAAGCGUUCAGUUAAGCUAAUUUGAAUGCCACACGAUAUGAAAAUCAUUGAUUGUUUAGCUAAACAGACAACAGUUAUACAUUUCGUAGCUAUCUUGUUGCAUUGGUACUGCCUUGAUUUCUGAGAUGAAUCUGUCAAUUGGGCAUUCAUGAUUUCCAUUCAGUACUUUAUCACUGUGACUUGUAGGUUGCGCCAAAUUAAUACAGACAAGGGGAUAAUACUCAAAUGUCUAGCUAGCUAAAUACACAGACUACACGCUUGCUCUGUGAUGCAGAUAGAGUGUUAUAACAUUGGGUCAUUCAGGACUAGAAAAUGAAACUAGCUAGGUAGUUAUACGGGUAAUUAACGGUGCUUCCCUACCCUCAUCGGAAAGGAGUGGUUGCAAUGGAAUGAAUGGCGCAGGACAAUGUUGAGCUUUACAGCUGAUGCCGGGGAUCGACUUCAAGAUUAGAACAAUAGAACUGGACGGCAAGAAAAUUAAGCUCCAAAUAUGGGACACGGCAGGGCAGGAGAGGUUCAGGACCAUCACCACGGCUUACUAUCGCGGAGCGAUGGGCAUAAUGCUGGUGUAUGACAUCACCAAUGAGAAAUCCUUCGAAAACAUCAAGAAUUGGAUCCGGAACAUCGAGGAGCAUGCAUCUUCAGACGUGGAGAGGAUGAUCCUAGGGAACAAAUGUGACAUGAACGACAAGAGACAAGUGUACAAAGAGAGGGGAGAAAAGUUAGCAAUAGAUUAUGGGAUCAAAUUCCUGGAAACCAGUGCAAAAUCCAGCAUAAAUGUGGAAGAGGCCUUUUUCACACUCGGGAGAGACAUCAUGACAAGACUCAACAGAAAAAUGAAUGACAGCAAUCCGUCAGGUGGAGGGGGACCGGUGAAGAUCACGGAGAGCCGAUCCAAGAAGAGCAGCUUCUUCCGAUGCGCGCUGCUCUAACGGAACUCUGCACCUCCGCGGACCAAACACAGACCUCUUCUCUCUGCUUCCUCGGGAGGGCGCCAUGCCUCCCAGCCAUAACCCAGGGCUCUCAGCCGGCUGCUGCCGGGGGCCGCCUGUUCCCUCCGCCUCGGUGGGGGGGAAGUCUCUUUGUCCCGUCUCAAAAAGAAGAAACGAAAGCUGAAAAAAGGAGCAUGUACGUGGACCUGCUGAUGAGGCGUCAGUGUUGACCUCCCCUGGCACCUUGACCUCCGUGAACCGUAGCAGAGCCUUGACCUCCCCGUCUCUGGGAUUCACUUGGCCCUUUUUUUCUGACUACAUACCCAGAUUUGUGUCUUUGUCCCAGGCUUAAACUUUGCUUACUGCCUAAUGCUUUUAGCAGGACAACACACCUUUUGAUUGGAAUCCUUGUUUUAAUGUUGUCUUCGCAUUUGCACACUUCUUGGGUGCCCUUGAUAUCUUUUUUACUAUGAGAAGGAUUCUAUCCAUGAUCAUUAAACACACUUCAGCAUCCCAAGUCUAAAUGCCCAGUCAUUAUAGCCAGAGUUGUUACAAAAACGAGAAGAGGUGCACCACAACAAGCUGCUUCAGUAUGAAAGAGAAGUGUGAGCGUUUUCUUUUUCCCUAGACUUUGCUUUUAUUUUCUACCAAAGCUUAUCGUGUCAUCUUGAUCAGUUGAGUCAGUUGCUUAGUGACGGUAGUUUACAGCUGUUUAAUUGCGCUUUAAAUAAUGGCCUGUUUCGUAUUGACGGUUCUGUGUCAUAGCCUUGGACAUGGGAAAUAAAAAGAAGGAUAGGAAAAGCUAUGUGCAAACAUUCGGCUUUUAAUAACAGAUUAACAAGCUGUGACUGAAGCUAUGCUUGAUUGCAUUGAAUAGCUGUAAUACAGCACUUUUAUAAAAACAGUAGUAUAUUAGCAAGAAUGUCUAAGUAGGUGUUUGUGGUUUAGAAACCUUUUGAGUACAGCUGUCUGGUGAUUAUUGCCACCGUAUGGUGUAGUGGAGGGAGGUAGCAAUGCUGGCACUUUGAGUGAAAAGCACCUUGGAGAGGACUUCACUUGUAUGAUUCUUCAGAAAAAUUCAGAAAUUAGCUUUUUUAAGUUCCCUUCAGUGUACUUUUCACCUACCUUCUCCAAGCUAUUAUCGCUUGGAGAACUGUGCAGAACUAUUUCAGUCAUCAAAGGUGUGCAAUAGUGUACUUUGGUUCAAGGACUUUCUGCUCUAGUUGUUUUUAACAAAUGAUCUAAUGAGAAUAAAUUGAAAUCGACAAAUUAUAACAUAUCAAAUGUAUCUAACUAGGGGGGAUAUCUUUCUUACUUUUGAGUGUCUUUGCGGCUUUUAUUGUUAUUUUAUGUUUAAAUUCAACAGGCUUUGCCAUGCAUAAUUGAUGCACAUCAUAGCGCAUUGCAUCUUCUCCUGUGGAAGACACUUGCUUCUUGCAUCUCAAGUAAAUGAGACCACAGGGGGGCACUGUUUGGUUGUGAGGUGAGACGAGGGAAGGGCAGAUCUCUAUGCUAGUGUUUGUUGAAGCAGCGGCAGACUUGAGCUGUGCUGUGACAUGCAUUUAAUGCAAAUUUCUUAUGAGUAGUUCAUGUAUUAUUAUAUUUUUGUAUGUAAUCUUCCAAAAACAUGGAAUUCUUACACCAUGCUCUCUAAGAACGUGUGAAACCAUAGGAGAACCACUUUAUGCAUGCCUGUGUAAAUUCCCUGUAAGCUAAAUUACUGAAAUGUCAUGCAUCACUUGUUGAUUAAUCCAUGAUUUUAUUUCAUAUUAAUAUUAGCACUGUCACUGUCAUUUUUUAAAAAUGUUAUUGAGUGCAGCCUGUUAAUUUUUUAUUCUUUCUUUCAGAAAACAAAGUUGUAUAAUGUAAAAGAUUUUUUGCAUUGUUUACAAAAGCUGUUCUUCAGUAUUAACUCUUUCUUUAGCUGCACUUUACCUUGUGUGUUUUUGCUCUUAAUGUAAGGGUGGAUGUUUUUUUUUUACACAGGUGACAAUAAAAGUCACACUCGUGCCGAUUUUCAGGUUGAACGCAUUUCAUAGUACAACUGAAGACUAGCGACAGGCAUAGCUUUUGUGACCUAACAACUUAAAUCCUGGGCUGUGAUUGGGCAAAGUGUCCUUUAGGAAGUAACCACUGCAGUUCACUUUACGGGUUGACACAACAACUAAUCGCCAUAACAACCUCAUGCAGUGAGGCGGUAUUUCAGUUUUCAUGAGAGUCGGAUAAGAUUGAGAAAUCAAUUGCACCGAUCAAAGCUGUUGCAUUGUAGCGCAAUAUGUAUUGAGGUAUUUAAAGUCAUUUUUACUGUAUACCUUAUAGUAUGGGCACCUCCAAAAUGUGAAACAUUUUGAAUUUGUCUUGUUUAAAAAAAAAAAAAAAAAAGUUCAAUCAUUUUCUUAACUUUGAUGCCGUAGCCUGUCAGUACACCCCAAGUCUCAGCUGAAGGUAAAUAAAUUUGAAUUUUGUUGACACACUCGUCCCAACUCCUGUAAAACCUGUAUUUGUUUACCCACCCCAGUAAAUUCUGGUUAAUUUGUAUUUCUCUGUGCAAUGAAAGAAUGUUGUUUUGACUGUGUCCUACUGUACUUAAGUGUAAAUUGAAAGUGCUUCACAGAGAAAGAAACAUUCUGGCUCUGUCAUACAGACAUAUUGCCGUGAAAAAAAUUGGCCCCUAUAUUGAUUUCCUCUGUUGCAUAUUUGUAACACUGAAUGGUUUCCGAUCUUUGGACGAAUGUAAUAUUCGACAAAGGGAGCUUGAGUAAACACGAAACACAUUUCAAUUUUUUUUAUUUCAUUUAUUUAAUAAAAAAAGUUAUCCAACACCCAUAUCACUUGUGAAAAAGUAAUUACCCCCUUAAACUACACUGGUUGCACCACCUUUAGCAGCAAUAACUGCAACCAAACACUUACUAGAAUUUGAUAUCAGUCUUUCACAUUGCUGUGGAGGAAUUUUAGCCCACUCUUUGCAUAACUGCUUUAAUUCAGACAAACUGGUAGUUUUCCGAGCAUGAACUGCUCGUCUCAUGUCCUGCCACAGCAUCUCUGUUGGGUUCAUGUCCGGACUUAGACUACAUCACUCCAAAACUUUCAUUUUGUUUCUUUUCAGUGAACUUGCUUUUGUGCUUUGGAUCAUUGUCUUGCUGCUUAACCCAAUUACACUUCAGCUUCAGCUCACGGCCAGAUGACAGGACAUGAAUUCUCUGGUACAGCACAGUGCAUGAUUCCUUCAAGUCAUCCAGGACCAGAGGCAGCAAAGCAUCCCCACACCAUCAUGCUACCUCCACCAUGUUGGACUUUUGGGAUGAUGUUCUUAUUGCGAAAUGCUGUAUUUGCUUUAUGCAAAACAGAAUGGGACACGUCAUCCAACAAGUUCCACUUUUGACUUUUAGCAGUGGUUUCUACCUUGCAAAUCUUCCAUAAAUUAUUAUUGUGGAGUCAUGAACUCACUGACCUUAGCUGCGGCUAGAGGGGCUUUUUUUCUGGGAUCUUUUGUGACUUCCGGGUUGCCAUGCCCCUGGAGAAAUUUUGGCAGGCUGGACGCUCUUGUGAAGUUUCACCACUGAUUCAAGUGUUUUCCAUGUGGAGAUAAUGGCUCUUACAGUGGUGGAGUCCCAGUCUGAACCUUAUAAAUGGCUUUGUAACCCUUUCCAGACUGAUAUAUUUUAACACAUUUUUUCCUCAUCUCUUCUGGAAUUUACUCUGAUUGUGGUGUUUUUGUAGAAACUUUGUGAUGACUGCUUCACUUUGAUGGUAAAGUUCAAUAUGAGUGAGUUUUAGAUACCACUGGGCUGGCUGCAAUCAAGCCUGGCUGUGUUCAGUCAGCUGAAUCUAAUUGUCAUUUCAAUUUGGGUAAUUGGUGGAGUGAGUAAAGGGGUGAUUUUUCACAUGAAUGAUAACUUUUUUCAUUAAAGAAGUGAAAUAAUGUAAAAAUA